AAAAAAAGAAAAAAGAAAUUCGCGUUUGUGAGAGUCAGGGAGAGAGCGAAGGGCAAGCGCGGAUAGGGCGGUGAAGAACAUGGGUGGGUGAGUUUAAUUUCAUGCAGUUGCAUUGUACCUGAUCGCGUCCAUGGCUUCUUGGACAUUGGGGCUGCUCUGCCGCCGCCUCUGCCCUUUGGCUUUGCCUUUACCACCAACGGAAGAGCCUUCUCGGCCUGUGACGUCGGCCAUUGCGGCGAAAACACAUACAGAUACAAGGCAUGUUUCCUUUGCUCUUCUUCCGAUGAAUGUAGGGGUAAAAUUAGUUCUGGAGGUUGAUCUUUUAACCUUUGGCCGUAUAUUUUACAUUGAAAUCAUUCGCAUCAUCGUUUUGAGUUCAAUUUUAUAUUAAUUUCAUUUGGUCUAAUUUAGCAGGGUUUCUGUUGCUGUUGCAGUGGUCGAUUCAGUGCUUUUUUUUUUUUUUUUUAAAUUUCUGAGAUAGAACUCUGUGAUGCCAUGCCUCCUAUUUCCUCGACAAUGCAGGAAUUGGGAUUGAAAACGACUUUGAUCGGAUUUCGUAUUGAAAAAUUGAGUUCCGGCUGAUUUUGUCCCAAAUGUAUAUGUUAAAUAGCAACUUAUAUUUUGGAUGCUUAUUAUACUGUUAGUGCCGACUGACUAACCUUUCAAACUCACAAAAGCCUGGUUGGACUCGGAUGAUUUACCCUUCAAAUCUAGUGCGGAAUUUUCAGUAGACCAUGUAAAUAGUUGAAUUGGUGAAAUUAUACUUAAAUUAUGGCAUUUUUUCCUUUUUAUACCCAUUUGUUCAUGGGGAUUUUUAAGUAUACUUGAUUAUAUUGAAGAAAGUUCAAUGAAGGAACUUGAAGUAAUUGGUUACAUCAAAGGUUCAAAUAUCUUUUCUUGACAUUUAUUUUUUUGGAUAACUAGAGGUUGGAGUUUUGCUUCUCUACAUUCCCCGCACCCACCCUAAAGUUUGGACCUGAGAGGUAUAAAGAGUUUUUGUUAUUAAGAAGGUUAUAAUUUGGGACAUACCUCAAGCCCUUGCCAAUACAGCUACCUUGGGGAGAGAUAUUUUAUAAAGAUAAAAUCAAAAACUAAAAUUUUACAUUCUUUUUAUUGAGAAUAUUAUAAUAAUUAAAAAAAACUUAGAAAAAGUUUAUUGUUAUUUUUAGGUACCAACAAAAUGACAUUUUGGCUUCUUAUUAUGCAAGCUCCGGCCUGCCAAAUUGGGCGAACCUUGUAGUUCUAGUUUAGAAUUGGGAAAGAGAAUGAGACGCAAAUACAAGGACAAAAUUCUAAGUGCCGUUCAUGGGUGGUAAUGGAUAGGAUGGUAAGAAAGAAGAAUAAUUCCUUUUGCUGGAUUAUUUUGUGAAAGAAUUGGAGUUAGCGCAGUUCGGACUUUAUUAUGGGGUCUUUGGAGAGCGUAAUGGUAGAUUAUUUUUUAACGAAAUUCUGUUUCAAUAGUAUACAACAUACUACUUUUUGGUGAUUACAAAUUACAAAAAUCUUUUUUGUAAUUAUAGCUUGGACUCGGCUUUAAACUAUUGAAAAAUGACUAUUGUUUAGUUGUUGAGGAGGGUUUUCUCAACCUCAACCCUUAGAUUGUCUCGUUCUUUUAUUUCGGAUGGAAUACACUUCUGUCUUUUAUCCCAAAAGAAAGAAAGAAAAAAAAAUCCUACCCACCACCAAGUUUUUGACAGACGACGAAGUAAAAAUGGAAGAAGGAAAAAUAAAAAGACAAAAUUAAGGAAAAGUACAAAAGAGCUUGAAGGCCUAGGCUAGCCUACUGCAUUGGCCGCCUUAUAAGACUUGUUUGGAACGGCUCGCCGCAUAGUGUAAUCGGUGCAGAAUUUAAAACUCCACCUCGUCAAUCCUCAUCUCUGUUUCUCUGCAGUCCCUUCCACCAAGCAGUUGCGGGCUCUUUUAAGAGCAAAAAUGAACUCUAGAGACCAAAUCCCUCAUGGACAACAGAAAAAACAGGUCAGAAGGAGACGCCAAAGCCGGCGGCUUUACAAGGAAAGGCCUCUCAAUAUGGCCGAGGCUAGGAGAGAGAUUGCAACUGCACUCAAGCUCCACAGAGCAUCAACCAGAGAACGCCAACAGAAUCAGAAACAACACCCAUAUUUUGAACCUGAAGGAAGAAUGAAAUCCAGGAGAAACCCCAGGAUAUACCCAGGUUGCUCACUUUAUUUGGAUAACCGAUCUGAUUUUUCUCAUGUAUCUUCUCCUUCUCCCAAGGCUAUCUCCUUGCCUUCCUGCCCAGUUCCUCCUACACCUAUUUCUCAGAAUCUCAAUAUAGAAUUCCCUAUACAAACCUUAGGACUCAAUCUCAAUUUUCUUGAUUCUAACACUGUGGAUACUACUUCUGUUGUCUCCAACAACAGCCAUUCAUUUUGUUCACUUUCCUUCUUAACCCCAUCUUCAUAUCUUUGCCCCCCUGUUUCUUGUGCUGCUACUCGUCAGGAAGUUGUGGAAUCAGUUACGUUAUCUGAGGGAGGGAAGUUAAUAGCUUCUUCUGAUGUGGAUUGCUCCAAUUUCCCAAGUGGAAAAGACACGCAGGGGGCGGUGGAAGAGAAAGAGGCUGUGGCUGAGAAGGCCAUGGAAAUACACGUUAUGAAGGCUUUGGAGAUUGAUGGUCACCAUAGUUUUGAUAAAGCCGUGGAAUUUCCAGAUUGGUUGAGUAUCAAUGACGACUUUCUGCAGCAGCAUUCCAAUCAUCACUGCGCAGAGGAUUACGUCCAAGAUCCUGACCUUUCUUGCAUGGAAAUUGGGGAGAUUGAAGAUGUGGAUGGAGAUUGGUUAGCAUGAUUUUUGGGUUUAUCUCAUACCAUGCCUUUGAAUAGUUAGGAAGAAAUGAAGAUAUUCUCAUACCAUUUCAUCGAAUGACAUUUAUUCUCUUUUCAAAACUCAUUCAUCUUCGCAUGAUUUUCAAGC
This is a messenger RNA of Momordica charantia (bitter melon), 2931 nucleotides long. Its product is annotated as protein AAL-toxin resistant 7. NCBI's taxonomy places the organism in Eukaryota, Viridiplantae, Streptophyta, Magnoliopsida, Cucurbitales, Cucurbitaceae. The record is from RefSeq and is a predicted model, not a curated record.